Messenger RNA from Uranotaenia lowii, 4598 nucleotides. RefSeq lists its product as uncharacterized. Gene Ontology annotation, molecular function: nucleic acid binding; zinc ion binding. The transcript is spliced from 7 exons. The record is from RefSeq and is a predicted model, not a curated record. NCBI's taxonomy places the organism in Eukaryota, Metazoa, Arthropoda, Insecta, Diptera, Culicidae.
CCGGCUAGUUAAACUUCCUAAAUGAGCAUGGCGACGAACGUGUUAAAUCUACACAGAAUUGAAAUAACAAUUUUGAAUUUACACAUUGUUCAUUAAAUCUUAUCCACAAUUAGGUAUCUAUAUUUCCCAGUGUGUUUUAUACUGAGAUAGAGAGCGAAAAAAACAAGUGGCAACUCUGUUGAAAAGGCUUUUUCAUCGUCAUGAAUGACGUUUGAAAAAUGUUGAUCCUUUUUUUCUUAAAACACACGAGGGGGUUUCUUUGAUGUUUAAUUCGCUAUCCUCGUGGUGAUUACUAUCAAUUUUCCUAUGUACAUAAAUAUAAUUCGUAGAUAACACUUGUGAAGGUGAACAGUUCGGGUUUAUUGUCCUCUAAAUGGAUCUGGAUAAACUGGAACUGGCUGAGCUGGAAGAACGUCUCUACUCCAGCAUUCAUCAUGGGUCCAGCUCGACGACGGAACCUGCAAGAUCGGUAGAUACAGGGAACACUAAUAAUAGCAGAAAUACUGCUCCGAUUCGAGUUGUUACGAAUAAAUCGGUAAUCAAUGAUGCCCGUUCGCAUCCUUCAAAAACUAAACGUUACUGGAGUUCGAUACCCCAAAACACAAAACUUUCUUACCCAGCGCUUCACAGUAAAGCCAAUGUAACCAAUAAUCCUGGGCCCACUGGGGGAGUGGAAAGUAGGAAGAGUAACAGUGGAGAUUGUUCGUCUAAAAAACAAAAAUUUACACCGUAUCAAUCAAUUUUGGGGUCAUUGAACAUUAGUACUGAGUCAGUUGAAAAACAAACGAUGUUCCAAGAUGCAAAUGCUGGAGGAGAAAGGGCAAGAAAGAAAAAAAGUAAACAUAAAGAUGAAAGGAAAAAUUCCAAGAGUCGGAAGGCAGAGCAACUUCAAAAAGUUAGAGCCAAAAAAAGUAAAGCGACAAAGAGUCGCCAAAAAGGGUCAACUUCUGAACAAAGACUUGUGGCAACGAUUGAUUUAGAAUCUUCCUCAGAGGAAGAAGGAGAACAUCGUUCGCCAGAGUUGGAGCAAGAGAGCAAAGAGGGCAUUAUAGAGAAAGAAGAGCUGCAGGAUUCGGAUCCCGAUGAGGUGGUAUUGAUUCCCAAUGCACCUCCACCGUUGGUUUGCAUAGAGAGUACAGAUGAAGAAAUGUCCAAGGAUGGAUUCACUCAUCCAAAGUCGAGGAAGAAAAACCUCAAAAAAGUUAACAAUGCUCCUCGUUGUAUGAGCCCUUCCAAUAGUUCUAUUAUGUCUGAUGAUUUCAUUGGCCAAACUGAUCGUUCUCGCUUGAAUGAUAGCUUCGUUGAGGGCAUCGGAAAUGAUGACGAGCUACAUUGUGUUGAUGAGCACACAGUUGGUUCAGCUUUGUCCAGCGAUGUUCGGAAAUCGAAACCUAUUGCUCGUGAAUCUCGAGCUCCCUCUAUUUCAUCUGAUGGAACAGUGGCCACGAGCAGUGACACAACUGAUCAAGACAAGAGAAAUAGUUUUCAAGGGGCGACCAGUGUGUGUUCGACGCCCAAACAAACACUGCCCGUGAAAAAGUCUGUUUGUGCCACCAAAACUCCUAAACAAAUUGAGAAUGACAGCAAAUACGAAGCUACACCAAGUAGAAAAUCUACGGUCACAAUCGACAAUGAACAGCUCAGUGAAACUUCGAGCAACGAAAGCGACGGUGGCAACGUAUCUUCCCACUCUAAACGAUCUAAAUCAUACCAUUCAGACUCUAGCAGCAAAUGUUCUAAAAAAAGAAAAUCGAAACGCCGUAAGCAGGAUUCGGAACAUUAUUCCGAUGAAGAUUUCGCCUCUAUGCUGACAGAUAUCGUUCAAGCCAUAUCUGAAAACGAGGAGGAAAAUUCGACGGAUGAAGCUCAAGAAAUACCUCAGCCUUCCCUAAAUGGAACCGAUAAUUUCAACGAUUUUUACCAAGUUAGUUCUUGUCCAAGAAUUAUGGCAUUUGAUACACCGGAACCUCAGCCAUCUUCAUCUCGAGCACGAAUAGAACCUAUUCCGAUGGCUGCUUUAAUAGAAGAAGAUAGCGAUGACGGUGCUGUUAUUCACGUAGAUAACAAAUCACCUCCUACGAUUAACCUGGCCGAUGAUGAAGACACACAAGAACAAUCUUCAAUGGAAUUGCAGCAUCAACAAGAAGCGCCACCACCACCGAUCAUUACAGCACCGCCAAUCCGAAUCGAAAUCCAAGAGAACUCACCGGUUCCAGUUCGUCCGGAAUGGCUGCAGCAACGUAACAAUGCCGAUCCCGAGCACUGCUGGAACGAUGAAAUGCGCAAGUUCUACAACGAUGUAUGGGAUUGCGAAGACUUUAACGUGUCCACCGUGUUGUUCAAUAUGCCACGUGCCAACAAGUACUGGCCAAUCGUACACAAAGACAAAUAUCCGGAUCCACCGAAGAAGGAAAUCAUCUGCAACAACUGUGGUGAACGGGGCCACAUGCGUUACAAGUGCCGCCGCCCACCGAAACCUAAAACCUGCUACAUGUGUGGCUUGGAGGGACACCAGGAAGCGCGCUGCCCGAACACGUUGUGCCUUAGGUGCGGUGAGAAAACGAAAAACUUUCUUCGCGGCUGUCAGUCUUGUGCCCGGGAGCAGCACAUGACUUGCCAUCUGUGUGGCAUUCGUGGCCAUGGGCAACGGAAUUGUCCGGAUCGUUGGAGACGCUAUCACUCGACGAUCGAGGACAACAAGCCAUUGACGAAGUCGUUUGAUCGUAACAUGAACUCGCGCCACUGUUGUAUCUGUUCACGACCUGGCCACGUGGCGCACAACUGCAAUGCGGCCAUCAAAAUUUUCGGCCAGUGUGUACCGACUACUGAAAUUCGUGAUUACACCCCGAUUUAUCCACACCUGCCCGUUCAAAACCGACCACAGAACAAUGGACCCCGGUUUAAUAUGUUCGACGAUACAACCGACUUUCGUUUGAACUUUGAUAAUUCCCUCACGUUGGAUGAGAGAACAUUUUACAAUCGUUUCAUCAAAUCGGUGGGACUGUUAGACAAAAAGAAAAGGCAAAGCGAAAAAGUUGCCAAAAAGCAGCGAAAAAAUCUUGCUCACGCCUCGAAUACCGAAACAUGCGACUUAACAUCACCGAACCUUACUGUCGUCCUUCAGAAUCAGUGUAAAAACGUAUCUCUAUAACCGCUUGAAAACAACCACGCGUCGCUUGGCAAACUUUCACUCGGAAUGGAUUCAAAUUAUAGCUUUUCUGAAUUUUUCGAAGACAAAUCUAUUGCGUUACCUCGACCUACGGAUCCCGCACCUGAUUUUAUUUCUAUAAAUCCACCAAUCAAUUUAGAGAAGACUCCGGUUACAACUGAUGCUCCCACUGUAGAAAAUCCCACAUCUGAAGCAAAGAUAUUUCUCACCAAACCUCAUGCCAAAAUUCUACUAGGACCAAGUGGUGCUGCGUUCCUCAAAGAGGCUGCGGUCACAUUUACUCUAAAAUUAAGCAUAUCUUUUCUGCCGGUCGGAAAUGUCCUGCUGGCAAAUGGGUCGUCCGAAGAUCAAGACAGCUUCCAUAAUGAGUUGGUAAAAUUUUUGAAUGAUGCAUCUCAUCGCAACGAGCAGAUGAAAGAGUACAAUAACGUGCCUAAAGCAACCGGAAAAGUUAUCAGUUUUAUCAUCGGCCACUUGCGUUUGCUCACCCGGAGCUUCGGUGGAGUGAAGGAUACAUUCAAGCGUUAUUUGCAUUUUGAAAAUAUUGGUUCUAACUCCAAAACUUGCGAUAAAAUUAGAAGAAAUCUGAACAUUAUUUUAUUCGGACAGUUCGGCUUACGCGAGGGUCGCGAACACUUGGAAAAAUUGAUGGUCAAUCUGAAAACUUUACAAAACAGCCAAAACCAAAGUAUAUCAUUAGCAUUUCGAGAUGAAAUCAAUGAGCACAUCCGAUAUAUCUUUACUGCGUAUGACCAUUCGGAUUACCUUGCUAUUGUUAAGGAGUACGAGGAACUUAAAAGGAACCAACAAAUUUCCAAAAUUACUGAAGCAGAACUGGCAUUACCACCAAUUUCCGGGAACAGCGACAACAAUACAUCGACGGAACCCACAGACAAUUCGUUUAAUGUUUCCAAAGACCUAACAUUUGAAGAUCACGACAAUUCAACCGAAGAAAUCCCUGGCGAAGAUUUGAUUCUUAACACUUCUGAUCAAUUAAUCGAGAAACCCAACAGCAGCCAAAUCGAUGACUCACCCAGCAAAGAUUUUAAGGACAGCGCUGCAAGUAGCACCCCAAACUCAUCCUUCAAGUCGCGACAGAACUCUCAUCGACACAAAACCGAUACUCUACUGAAUGAAUGUAGGCAGAUGGUUCGAGUGUUGAACAAUCCGUUCAUUACGAGCAAAUUCGAAAGGAUUGCUCACCAAGCCCAACGCGAAGGUAACAUAUCUAAGGCUAACUGGAAAACGCUCAUGGGAAUUCAUGCCAUAUUGAAAAACAAAUUGCAGAGUAAGUUUCGCCGUGAAAAUUUUUCCAAACGCGGUGUCAUGUUUGGUGGUAACAAAACGUUCUAAACGUACCUACACGAUGUUUGCAAUAGAAAUUUCUAACGUCGAUAUGCGUUAUUCAAUAAAUUAUAAAUAUUUUUUA